Messenger RNA from Podarcis lilfordi (Lilford's wall lizard), 20207 nucleotides. NCBI's taxonomy places the organism in Eukaryota, Metazoa, Chordata, Lepidosauria, Squamata, Lacertidae. The record is from the annotation of a GenBank genome assembly.
AUGACGCGCGUCUCCCGCGACUCCUGUCCACUGGGUGCUCCACGUGGCUCCGGCGCUGUGAUCGCGAUGGAGGGGCCGGCGGCGGCAAAGGCGCCGCCGCCGCCGCCGCAGAAGCGCUUCUAUCGGCAGAGAGCGCAUUCCAACCCGCUGGCGGAUCACACGCUGCGCUAGUGAGUGCGGGCGGGAUAGGGAAGCAGCAACAACCCCGCGAUCGCCCCGCUUCCGGGCUCCCGCCCUCGCCGCCCGUUUCCGUAGGCUCCCCACGGGCUCACAGAGACGUCUGUCCGCUUUGCCAGGCGCACCCCGAUUUUACGGUGCUGACGUGUUUUGCUGUUGAAUUCCAUUCUGAGUGAGCCUCCAGUGUCGAAAUUCGCACCUCUCGCCCCUUGACUCAGGGAAUAUGGACCCCAUAGUGAGUCACACCGCGCAUUGGUCUGUUCGGGCCGGUGUUGUCUCUUAUGAAUGGCAGAGGAACCUCUGUGGCAACCGGAGUUGCUUUCGUGGGAGGGGAUAAGGAACCUGGGGGGUUUCUGCAUGCAAAACAUGGGCCACUGGUCUGGCUUACCUGCUUCUUGGGCACACGUUUUGGUGAUCUCUAAUUUCUUUUCUCUUUUUUAUAAUAAUUUUUUAUUAAUUUUAACAUAUUAAUUAUCAUUCAUACAACCAAACUUGACUUCUUAUACAGUCUUUUUGGACUUCCAUCAGCACCUCUGAUGAUCCUCCAUUCUUAUCACUUAUUCUGCAUUUCUUAGGUUCAUAUUGCCUUUAAUUAUCUUAACUAACAGUCCUCCUCAUUACCUUUUUUGCAAUAUUUCAAAUAGUUCACCUUACAAAACUUCUUGCAAACCUACAAGCGUAAUCUGAUCAUCACAAUUACUUUUCUAAUAGUCUGUAAAAUUACACCAGUUCUGUGAAUCGCUGGUCCUGCAGGUUUCAAAUUCUUCCUGUUAAUUUGUCUAAUUCUGCAUAGUCCCUCAGUUUCAUCCUCCAUUCCUCUUUUGUCGGUAAUUCUUCUUGCUUCCAAUUUUGUGCCAAUAAUAUUCUUGCUGCCGUCAUUGCAUAUAAAAGUAAUUUACAAGGUGAUCUCUAAUUUCUAGGGAUUCUAACCUUCCAGAUGUUGUUGGACUCCCGUCAGCCACAGCCAGCAAUAUCUUGGGGGGUGGGGGUGGGGCUCUAGUUCCCCAUCCCUGCUCUAGAGUUUAUAUUCAUCAGUGACAAACUGUCUUGGCGCACCCCUCUUCAUGGUGAACUGUGAGAUGAGGGCACUGCAGUCCUACAUACAUGUUUGCUCAAAAGCAAGCCCCAUUGAAUUCAGCUGUAAUGGUUCUAACUCUGCUUAAAAACAAGGCUCCUUGAUAUCAGUGGCCUGCCUGGCACAUAACGCUUCACUAUUGUUCUUCAGCAAACUGCAACUUGUCCUACAAACUGUGGUUUGUUUCUCCCAAGUUUGUCCUGUUUUGUCUUGUGUCUUUUUAAUUUGGUGAGCAUCUGGGGUGGGUUGGCCAACCAAACUAUGGACAAGGAAGAGUGCUGUGUUCACACCUAAUGCCAGGCCACAGUUAAAACAAGCUAAGGUGUGUAAGCCAACAUCAAUCCGUCACUUCAGACCAUGGUUUGAUUUGGGAGUAGACAAACCAUAGUUAAGCUGCCGGGCAAGGUUUGCAAGUAAACCUAAAGCAUGAUUUAUGUAACUUUAGUUUAAUAAGCUAUGGCUUUAUGUUAUAUGGGAACCAGACCAAUGGGACUUGCUUCCAAGUAAGGAUACCUAAAGCUGCAAUCUCAUGCACGCUUGUUUGGGCAUAUUGACAAUUGAAUGAAAGGGAGCUUCUCUGUGUACGUGUGCAUAUGACUGAGGCAGCAUAUAUUGCAGUCUGCAGCUUAGUUAUGUAAGGUGAGCGUCAUUGCAUUCAGUGGGACUUGCUCACAAGUUAAGCGUGCCUUAAUACAAUUCAUGUACAAAGCAAUUUCCAGUGACAGUAAUUUCCAGUGACAUCAAUGGAACUUGCUUCCAAAUAAUUGUGGUUAGAAUUUGACUGUAGUCCCCUAAAUUUUAUUGUCUGGAUCUCCCGCACUUCUUCCAGAUGGACAAAUUGCCAUUUUCCUUGUUUAUGACAUAAGUCUUUGGAAUGUUUCCGGAGAUGCAAAUCAUGGGAAUAUUUCUCUGUGUCAACAUGAUAUGAUGCAUGCCAGCCCUGACUUCUUGCCCAAUUCAGUUUCUGAAACCUGUAAUAAAUUGUGUCCCACAGAAGUUGUUCCUCAUGGUUGCCUCUUGGGAAAACAGCCAUUGUUGCUUCAUACCAAAAUACUAGGUUUAUAAUCUGAUAACUGUAGCAUAUAACAACAAUGCAGUUUGCAUACACACCAUACAUUUAAAGUACAUUGCUCCCCCUCAAAGAAACUUGGGAAUUGUAGUUUAUACCUCACAGAGUUACAAUUCCCAGCACCCUAAACAAACUAUAAUUCUCUCUCUCUCUUUCUCUCUCUCUCUCUCUCUCUCUCUAUUUGGGGGGGGGGUGUUGAUCGUGUACUUUAAAUGUAUGGUGUGUCUGCAAUCUCCAUUUCCCGCUUUUUCUGUCACCCCUUUGUUUGUGUAAUUACCGUAUUUUUCGCCCUAUAGGACGCACUUUUUCCCCUCCAAAAAUGAAGGGGAAAUGUGUGGUGCGCACCGACCCCUCUCGCUCUCCAGGCUUCAGGAAGCUAUCCGCAAGCCUUGGGAGCCCGCGGGAGUUCUCGCUGGGCUCCCAAGGCUUGCGGACAGCAGCCUGCAGCCCGAAACCCGGGGAGUGCAGCAGAGCACGCCCCGGGCUUCGGGCAGAUAUCCCAAGGCUUGCGGAUAGCAGCCUGUUCUGGGGGUUGGGGUCGGGGGAAGCUCGGACUUCCCCCACCUCAGCCCCACGCCUGGGGGGGAGAAAUAAUUUUUUUUCUUUAUCCCCCCCCCAAAAAAAACUAGGUGCGCCCUAUGGGCUGGUGCGCCCUAUAGGGCGAAAAAUACGGCACCUUGCCUGGUGCAGAUUUCUGGAGAUGGCUUGCUGCUAUUUUGUGACAUUUUAGUUGGUCUUAAUAAAUGAAUUGCCCAACUGCAAGGUUUUUUGCCUCAUAUGUACCAAUACAUAUUACCUUGGGUGGUGGUUUUUCUAGGGUCAACGCAUAAUUACUGUUCUUCACUCUUACUUCAUGAAGUCCUCCUGUUUCUUUCCUGAUAGUCCUGCCAAGCCUGAAGAAAUGGACUGGUCAGAGAUCUACCCGGAAUUUUUUGCCCCUUUAACUGCAGACAAUCAACACGAUGACCUGAAGGAUGCAGAAGACAGAACUAAGCCUGCGUCUCAAGUAGAGUUUGCUGAUAUCGGCUGCGGUUAUGGGGGCUUGCUUGGUAAUUUCUCCCCAAUGAGAGUUAGCUGAUGGUUAAGGUUGUCUCUACGGGUUAAAGGUAAAGGUAAAGGGACCCCUGACCAUUAGGUCCAGUUGUGGCCAACUCUGGGGUUGUGGCGCCCAUCUUGCUUUAUUGGCCGAGGGAGCCAGCAUACAGCUUCCGGGUCAUGUGGCCAGCAUGACCAAGCCGCUUCUGGCGAACCAGAGCAGCGCACGGAAACACUGUUUACCUUCCUGCCAGAGUGGUACCUAUUUAUCUACUUGCACUUUGACGUGCUUUUGAACUGCUAGGUUGGCAGGAUCUGGGACCGAGCAACGGGAGCUUACCCCGUUGCGGGGAUUCGAACCGCUGACCUCCUGAUUGGCAAGUCCUAGGCUCUGUGAUUUAACCCAUUGCCACCCGCGUCCCAUCUCUAUGGGUUACAAGCCUGUAAAAGACUCUAAAACAAUCCUUUUCAAAUGCUUUCCUCCUCUCCCCAGUCUGCGACAGCUGUUUAUUCAGAAACCAUGUUAGGAGGGAGGAAGCGGGAGAGAUUGGACAAAUAAGAGAGUAUUUUUUUCCUUCCUUGCUUUUCCUUUUGCAAGGUUUCAGGGGGUUUUCCUGGGGUAAAAAUUCUGUGGUCAGGAAUGCAUUAGAAUUUUCCCCAUAGGAAUCAGUGGAAAUCAUCGACUUGUCAUGUGAAUGCUUGCCCAACAAAAGAUUUCCUGAGAAUGCAUCAUGUUUUGGAUAGCGAGAUCCUGUGCAUUUUGUUGUAUUGCAGUUUGAAUUCUAUACUAUAAAAUACAAUAUAUAAGAAAUAGAAGAACUGAUGGAAACACAAUUGAGAGCCAUACAGUAUCUAGCACAGUGCAUUACAAUGGCUACAACAGGCAGAAAAAUCAUUAGGUGGUCUGCCAAGUCCACCUGCAAUUUUCAAGGGGUCUGCGUAGAACACAUCGAGUUUCCAUUCAUGCUGGAGGAAAGAAAGCAAAUGGCGUGGAUCCUGGUAGUAUUUUCUGCAUUUGCAACUGGCGGUACUGUAAUUCCACAGCCUGAGAAUUGUCAGCCUUCAUUUGAAAAAGCAAGUGUGCAGUCCUCAUGGAUGUGAGGACAAGCCUCAAAAGAUGCAGGCUGUGACUGAUGUAAUCUUGGAACCAGGAGAUUCUAGUGAUCAGGAGGAGACAGCUCUUUUUAUCCUUCCUCAUAAUCAGUGGAAGCAGAAUAAUUUAUUGAGAUGGCGACACAUCUGCUUCAUUUGGCAAACAGAUGCUGGCCAUGGAAUUCCCAGUGAGAAAUGUGUCAUUUAUUAAGCAUGAAUAGGCCCUGGCUCUUACGAAGACCAUUGUCUAUAUUUUUAGAAUUCAUUCCUGCUGAUUCACAGUGAUCGGAAUGCGAUGGAUUGAUUUCUACGGUGGUGUUUUCCUUAUAAUGAGGGCGGCUAUCAUGCGACAGUCUGAGUUUAUAAAGAGUCAUGAUCUGCCGGUUAUCUACAUUAAAAAAACCCCAAAACACUUUACUCAGGAAAGAAGCUUGCGGCAAGUUUUUCACAUGAUUAAUUGUCGCUCCUUGACCAUCUUGUGAAUCCACAGACAGGAAUGUGUUGGAUGGAGGUAAAAAGAAUCUGAAUUGAAAGUGAGUCCCACUGAAUUCAGGGAAGUUACGGCCCCCUAUUUGCGUGGAAAUCAUGAGUUCAGUGGGACUCGCUUCCCACUGCAAUCUUAUCUCUUAGCCCCAAAAGAGCGUCUAGGGUUGAGUCUUUGUUCUUAAGUGUCCUCCAGAUGUUUUGGACUUCUGUGCUGACCGGGGCUGAUAGGCGUCCAAAACAUCUGGAUGGCAGCAGGUUGAGGAAGUCUGCCCUCCAUGAAACUAAGGCUGCAGUUCUGUGUGUGCUCUUCCCUUGGAGCAAGCUGGACCGAACACAGCUGGACUGGUUUCCAAGUCAGUCUGCGUAAGACCAGGCUUGCAUAAUCCUACAUGCACUUUCUUGUGUGUUAGGUUCCACUGAAAUUAGUGGGAUUUACUUCCAAGGAAAUAUGCAUAGUGUUGCGCUGUGUUCCUCAAUCUGUGUCACUCCAUGUGCUUAAAUUCAUUGCUGGCCAUUCUUGUUUUUCACAUUUCUUUGUCCUCUCUUAACGCUGAAAUUUAAACAGUAAGUUUUGCAAAGCCUCGUCUAAAUAAUGUUUUGCAAUAAUAAUAAUAAUAAUAAUAAUAAUAAUUUAUUAUUUCUACCCCUCGCCCAUUUGGCUGGGUUUCCCUGGUCACUCUGGGCGGCUUUCAACAGAGCAUUAAAAACAGAAUAAAACUUCAAACAUUAAAAACUUCCCUAAGCACUGGAGGUAGCCAACCCGGUGCCCUCCAGUUUUUGGGGACUACAGCUCCCAGCAUCCUUGACCUCUGGCCAUGUUGAGUGGGGCUGAUGGGAGUUGUAGUCCAAAGAAUCUAGAGGCUUUCACUUGGGCUACCCCUGCCUUAUGCAAUAACAGUAAAGGCGCACACUGCGAAUGUUGAGAGAGCUACAAAAAGUGGACCAUAGCCAGUUUUGGGUGAACUUCCCUGCUCCUGUUAGAUUCUUGCAAAAAGUGCUAAACUUUGUAGACCUUGCUCUGCUCUAGCAAGACACUCCUGUGUUCUUAAGCAAGAGGAUAUAGCAAGCUCAUGCUCUGGUUAGUUACGCUGUUUUCUAUUAAGAGAUUUUCACGUCGUGUCCUUUGCUUUGGAAAUUUGCAUCAUGUUUGUUGACUGUCAGCAUUCUAGUAAAGAAAUUAUGAGUAGGCCUACUCUUGGCAGGCCUGGUCCUAGCUAAGCUUACUGAAGAAGGAAGUCCCAUAUAUUUCCGUGGACUUCUAAACAGAGGAAUGAUGCAAAGACAGUGUAAGAAAAGGAAGUUAAGUCUAGCAGAGGGGUUAGAAAGCAUCUCUUUGGCUUUGAAAUGUGGAGUUGCAGGGGGAGCAGGGAGAUAAAGCAUCUUUGACUUUAUGGCCACCUUGUGCUGAUUUUAUUGAACAAGAUUUAUAUAUAUAAAAAACCCUCUGUCCUCUUAAGUUACUGGCUGGCUGUUCUCUUUUGCAGUUGCACUGUCUCCCCUGUUUCCCAAGACUUUAAUGCUGGGUCUGGAAAUCCGAGUGAAGGUCUCUGAUUAUGUGCGGGACAGGAUCCAGUCUCUGAGAGCAUCUCACCCCGGGCAGUUCCAGAACAUCGGCUGCAUCCGCAGCAAUGCCAUGAAACACCUGCCCAACUUUUUCCGCAAGGGGCAGGUGAGUUUCCAAAGAGUGUCUCUCCCCAUUUGGAGUUUUAAAAAUUAUUUGUGUACACACUUUUAAAGACACCUGUGACGCUCCUGCCCUGGACAGUUGAGGUUCUCGCUGUUUCCUCCGAAAGAGAAACCUCUGUCAUCUGUUGCUGCUUUUUCAUGGAUCUUUAGGGUAGAUCCUUGUGUUUUUUAAAAAAACAAUGUCCCAUACAAAAUUGCUUUGUCCUGUCAGACUGUUGGUGAUAUCUAUUACAGAGAUGAGGUAUCUGUGGCCCUCUGACUGUUGCUGGACUCUGGCAUUUAAAGCAUGUGGCUUCCCUCAGAGAAUCAUGGGAACUGUAGUUCACUCUCACCCCCUCAGCGCUACAGUUCCAGCAACCCUUAACAAACUACAAAUCCCACAGUUCUUUGGGGGAAAUAUGGUUUGUGCACGGUCUAUAAUUCCCACCAUGGCCAGUGGUCAGGGAUAUUGGGAGCUGUAGUUCAACAUCAGGAGGCCCAUAGGCUUCUCAUCCCUGCUCUAGUCUAAUGGUUCACCCAGGUUUCAGUGAGGUCCUCCCCAGCUGUGAUGCCCAAGGUUUUGUUUACCUGGCGGUGCAUCCAGAGUUUGAUUCUGGAGCUUUCUACAGGCAGAAUGGGUGACUUCCCGCUGAGUGCCAGUCUCAUUCCUUUGGGGACAAGGGUCAUUGAUGAAUGCUAAUCCAGUUUUUACCUAGGGUUUUAAUAGGUCAUAAGAUUAUACGGUAACUAUAUUUGUAAUGUCUUUUUGUCGGUGUUUGUCCUUUGAUGCUAUGGCCUGUUGGCUACGCAAAUAAAUAAAGUCCUGAAGAGUCCUUCCCUUCCCUUUGGGGACAGGAGGGAGACAACAAAGACUUUGUUGGCCCUGGAUAUUCCCUAGCCAGGCCAAAUGCAGAUUAGGGGUUAUGUUUAAUUUGCAGGCUGCUGACAGGCUAAUGUCUUCCAUUCUUUCUGGUGGUGAGGCAUCUCUUUCUUGUUCUUUUUCGCAUAAAAUCCAGCUGCGCAAAAUGUUUUUCCUCUUCCCUGAUCCUCACUUCAAGAAGACAAAGCACAAAUGGCGGAUUAUCAGCACCACUUUGCUGGCAGAAUACGCCUAUGUUCUGCGCGAGGAGGUGAGUGCAUUGCUCUCGAGGGGGGUGUAGCCUCUUCCGAGCCCCUUUCAAAAGGAAGGCAUCAGGUUUGUUUGUCUGCCGCUUUUCUGUGGCAGAGCCAUGCUCAGAGCAGCUCACAAACACCCUACAGAAUAAAAUGCAACAACAUUUCAAGGCAAGAACCAAAAGAGACAGACAAUUUAGGCCAAAAGCACACUAAUAUCAAUAGGUCAAACAAACAUCUCACAUUAAUAAACACUGAAUGCAAAACAUUUUCCAUCUACUGCAAGGGCAAUAAUAAUAAUAAUAUUAAUUUAUUAUUUCUACCCCGCCCAUCUAGCUGAGUCUCCCCAGCCACUCUGGGCGGCUCCCAAUCAAAUGUUAAAAACAGUACAGCAUUAAAUGUUAAAAACUUCCCUGAACAGGGCUGCCUUCAGAUGUCUUUUAAAGAUAGGAUAGCUGCUUAUUUCCUUCACAUCUGAAGGGAGGGUGUUCCACAGGGUGGGCGCCACUACCGAGAAGGCCCUCUGUCUGGUUCCCUGUAACCUCACUUCUCGCAAUGAGGGAACCGCCAGAAGGCCCUCGGCGCUGGACCUCAGUGUCCGGGCUGAACAAUGGGGGUGGAGACGCUCCUUUAGGUAUACAGGACCGAGGCCAUUUAGGGCUUUAAAGGUCAGCACCAACACUUUGAAUUGUCCUCGGAAAUGUACUGGGAGCCAAUGCAGAUCUCUCAGGACCGGUGUUAUGUGGUCCCGGCGGCCACUCCCAGUCACCAGUCUAGCUGCCGCAUUCUGGAUUAAUUGCAGUUUCUGGGUCAUCUUGAAAGGUAGCCCCACGUAGAGCGCAUUGCAGUAGUCCAAGCUGGAGAUAACUAGAGUAGUUUUUGUUUGUUUGGUUGGUUGGUUGGUUGUUGUUUUUUGCAAUAUCUCCCAUAUGUCUACGAACAUCUCUGGUGGUCAUUUGCAGUCUAAGAAGUGCAGGGGAAGAAGCAGUAACUUUUGUGACACUUCCUUGCUGGAGGGUAUUAUUACUUAGCAUACACAGCCAAGCGUCCGUUGUGGGGAUCCUGUGGCCUGCCAGAAGUCGCUGAACUACAACUCCCAUCAGCCUCGGUGAGCAUUGUCAGUGGCUGGGAAUAAUGGCCGUUGUAGUUCAGCAAGAUCUGUCAGUUUGCAUUUCUUAGUGCAGAAAGUAUUGAUCUGAUGUGUAGAGAUCUUUCCUAUUCUCAUUAAUUCAAGAGGGUUCUGGAAGCUUCUCUGUGAAAGAAACAAGCAGAAGGGUCAUGAUGUUUGGGUUAUACCUUCAGAGAAGCAGAGUUGUUCUUGUUUAGUUGUUUAGUUGUGUACGACUCUUCGGGACCCCCUGGACCAGAACACGCCAGGCACUCCUGCCUUCCACUGCCUCCCGCAGUUUGGUCAAACUCAUGCUGGUAGCUUCGAGAACACUAUCCAACCAUCUCGUCCUCUGUCGUCCCCUUCUCCUUGUGCCCUCCAUCUUUCCCAACAUCAGGGUCUUUUCCAGGGAGUCUUCUCUUCUCAUGAGGUGGCCAAAGUAUUGGAGCCUCAGCUUCACGAUCUGUCCUUCCAGUGAGCCCUCAGGGCUGAUUUCCUUAAGAAUGGAGAGGUUUGAUCUUCUUGCAGUCCAUGGGACUCUCAAGAGUCUCCUCCAGCACCAUAAUUCGAAAGCAUCAGUUCUUCGGCGAUCAGCCUUCUUUAUGGUCCAGCUUUCACUUACAUACAUCACUACUGGGAAAACCAUAGCUUUAACUAUACGUACCUUUGUUGGCAAGGUGGUAUCUCUACUUUUUAAGAUGCUGCCUAGGUUUGUCAUUGCUUUUCUCCCAAGAAGCAGGCGUCUUUUAGUUUCGUGGCUGCUGUCACCAUCUGCAGUGAUCAUGGAGCCCAAGAAAGUAAAAUCUCUCACUGCCUCCAUUUCUUCCCCUUCUGUUUGCCAGGAGGUGAUGGGACCAGUGGCCAUGAUCUUCGUUUUUUUGAUGUUGAGCUUCAGACCAUAUUUUGAGAAGCAGAGUACAGCUGACUUAAACUGGUUCUCUUAUCUCUUCUGUUAAGAUCAUGUUGGCUGUAAAAGUAGGACUAGAAGGAGCCAGAGUUACACUUUCACCUUCUGUCUCUUCCUUCUGAUGUGGUGUUCUGUACAUAGAUAGUGUUAAGGUUUAGUCUUAUUAUAAGUUAUUGUAAGUUAAGUCUGCUGCAACUAGAUUUCUUAUGGGCAGUGCCAAUCCUUUAUGUAUUGGAUUUGUGACCAUUAUACUCAUUUGCCUUCAGUGGGAGUAAAGCUCUGCUGAAUGGAAUAUUAAUUGCCUCUGGUCUAUUUUUUGGGAAUCCUGCAACGUGUUUUAAGUUUUUACUCUGCUAACUAUACGUUGGAAUCUGCUCUGGAUCAAUAUUGAGUAGAAUUCCAUUUUCUGGAUGACCUCUGUCUGAGAGGUGAGCCGCUACCAGCCAGAGUAGACAGGUAAUCUGACCAGGUAAUAAAGCAGCUACCUAGGAUUGGGCUAGCAGUCCAUGAGACCUGGGAGCAUGCCCUGGAACCACCCCAAUCCCCAGGUAUUUCUCCAGGACGUCAGGCUUCUGAGGCAGAUGCAUGGGGGUUCCGUGGCAGCUGAGAUUGGCGAGCGAUGGGCUCCAUGAAGAGGGACAGUGAAGGUUUCGGAGUUGCCUCUCUAGGGCUGCGUUGCGCCACAGAGGUCUCUGUCUAGACAUUCCCUUCCACCUCAGCAUUCCAAGAGGAUGUGUGAACGGAGGAGGAAUGUGUCUGCCCUCCGGCUUAGACGCCCUUCUGUACUAAUUCCGCCGAUCCCAAGUACUUCCUGAGGAUAGGCCUUCCCAGAGUAAGCUACGCCAUCUUCAUACUCCAGAAAUAAUCACUCUCUUUUAUCAAAACUCCAGGUGCGUCAUUGUGCCCUGGAGCCUAGGGAAAAACAAGACGCUCUGGAUCGCUUGGGAAUUUCACUCCCAAGAUUUAGGGACAGGUGCUAAUUAGUGCUGAAGGCAACACUCUUCUCCCAGCUCCUAGCAAGAGGCUUGUGCUGGCAAACUUCCUGGCAGCCGAGCGAGCAUUGCGCCACUUCCAGCCCCUGACUUUGUCCUGGCAGCUUCUCCCCAGGGCACCCUGGCUGACUCUCCUUUCACCUGCCAGAGGGGUGGGCGGGAAAGAUGGAGAGCAUCCUUGCUGCUGCUGUUUCUUGCGUCCCCGUUUUUGGGGUUGGACGCAAAAGGGAGCCAGUCUUUGUGAUGAAUCAGCACCAGGCCUCACCCAGAGUCAGCGUGAGUCACCCCACAACUCUCCAGGUAGCUUUCCCAAGGCUAAGGAGGAGUCUGGCACAGCGCAAGAGGCGGCAGCGCAGCAGCGCCCUCAAGAAUCGUGACGGCUGCAAUUGCUGAGCCCUAGGCUGCAAGGAAGUUGGGGCUUCAGAAUACCCAGUAAUUACUCCUUUUCGGAAAUGAGCCCGGGAUCCAACUUUGAACAGGAAGCUUCCAGUGGUUUGGGAAAAUCUUUUUCUGCUGAAAACCUUCCCCCUCCAUUUGCAUUGGAAUAUUUUGCCCCAACCCCAAAUAGCAAACUGUUCUGGCUUCUGUCCCAUGUAAAGGUAAAGGGGGACCCCUGCCCAUUAGGUCCAGUCGUGGCCGACUCUGGGGUUGUGGCGCUCAUCUCGCUUUAUUGGCUGAGGGAGCCGGCGUACAGCUUCCGGGUCAUGUGGCCAGCAUGACUAAGCCGCUUCUGGCGAACCAGAGCAGCGCACGGAAACGCCGUUUACCUUCCCGCUGGAGCAGUACCUAUUUACCUACUUGCACUUUGACGUGCUUUCGAACUGCUAGCUUGGCAGGAGCUGGGACUGAGCAACUGGAGCUCACCCCAUCGCAGGGAUUUGAACUGCUGACCUUCUGAUUGGCAAGUCCUAGGCUCUGUGGUUUAACCCACAGCGCCACCCGCAUCCCUCUCUGUCCCAUGUAGUGCUAAGUAGUUGUCCCGUCAGCUUUUCUGCUUGCACAGUGGGACUUGCCCAUCUUUCCCCCCACACCAUAAGCACCCCCAGAUCUGUCCUGGGGCUUUCUCCAACCCUCCAGAUCAGAUUUGGGGAGGCGGGGAAUCCCGUUACGCAAAGGGAAUAGAGAGAGUCCUCUGCAUCUUGCUCCUUGUAACAUCUCCCUUAUCUCUUCCAGGGGCUUGUCUACACCAUCACAGAUGUGGAAGAGGUGCACAGGUGGAUGGUGAAGCAUUUCAGGGAACACCCGCUUUUUGAGCAGGUGUCCUUGAAAGAACUGGUGAGUGCAAGGGAGCGUGCACAUCCGUGCAAGUGCAUCAUCUCUGAUGUAAGGGUUUUUUGCAGUUCCAGACAGGCUUUCGAAGCAACCUGCAUGAAAACGUUUCGUAAUUCUCCCAGCCUGCUCUCUUGGAAUUAGGUCACCGCCCAAUGAACUUCCAGGUUCCAGAUAUAGCCUCUGAGGAAACCGCCCCAGUGACACAUCGGCACUUGCACUUGCAAUCUUAAAUUUCAGCACUUGUUAAAAGUAUACAGACCUAAAGAGGAGUAAAAUGCAAUAAACAUGUAAGGGAUGGCUGGAGCCGAAUAAAUGCAUAAACGUUUCAUGGCAUUAAUCUUACAUGUGCAUGCCUAGAAGUCAGUCCUACUGAGUUGAGUGGGGUGUCUGCUCCUUGCUAAGUGUGCACAGGAUUGCACCCUUCAACACAGAUGUAUAAAACAGACCCAGAAGUAAAGUUAUUAAUCCACAAAAGUCUUACUCUUUCUGCUGCACGUGUUCAUUAACUUAUAGGAAAAACGAGAGACAUGUCCUGUUCUAAAGCUUCCCCACCCUGUCAUUUGGGAAUAGCUGGACUGAUCCUGCCCCCUCCCACCCCAUCUUCACCCUGAGCCAACCUGUUCUUAGUUGCCCCGUAGUCCAAGCUUUGAUGUACCAGUUAAGGCAGAUUAACAUCACCAUCCCAAUGAAACGCCACUGCAGCAGCCCCCAAAUUCUAUAGAGCAGAACAACAGUAUGGAUGUGUGCCGCUCCAGCCCUGAUCGUUUAAUACAGGGAACGCCAAAAGUCAUCAGUGCCGAGGUGAGAAGCCACAACUGAAAGCCGAAGUGAAAUGCAGAGAUGAAAACAGCUUCCAUGGUUUUAAGAGGACUAGCGAAAUAAAAAGAGGUGUUAAAAGUCAGCAGUGGGCGAGUCUCUCUGGAGGAGGGCAUUCCCCGACUGGAUGGGAGCCCUGCUUAAAAGGCCCUCUUCCGUUUUGCCACUGUGAUCUCAGGUUGUGGAAGUCCUUGAAGUUCAGUUAUUCCCCUUUACACUCUGUUGUGGUUAACAUUUUUCUGUUGGGGUGCAACCAAGGGAACGGGCAAUUUGCAAGCCCCCAGGUGUCUCCAGCACAAACAGAAGUGGCAGGAGACGGCUGUGAGAGCAUAUCUAGAAGCAGUUUAUUCAGCAUAAAGGAAAAGGUAAAGGUACCCCUGCCCGUACGGGCCAGUCUUGACAGACUCUAGGGUUGUGCGCUCAUCUCACUCUAGAGGCCGGGAGCCAGCGCUGUCCGCAGACACUUCCGGGUCACGUGGCCAGCGUGACGAAGCUGCUCUGGCGAACCGGCACCAGAGCAGCACACGGAACGCCGUUUACCUUCCCGCUAUAAAGCGGUACCUAUUUAUCUACUUGCACUUAAGGGUGCUUUCGAACUGCUAGGUGGGCAGGAGCUGGGACCGAACAACAGGAGCUCACCCCGCCGCGGGGAUUCGAACCGCCGACCAUGCGAUCAGCAAGUCCUAGGCGCUGAGGUUUUACCCACAGCGCCACCCGCGUCCCUUUAUUCAGCAUACAUCAGGACAAAGGAAAAACAUGUCUUCUCCCUUCGUGUCCAAGAGCAAGCAGCAAAAGCAAUAGCAAACCGGAAGUUCCCAGCAAGCUGUGCUGGAGUGUAAACAGACAUGAGACACACAAUAGUCAUGCCUGUAAUUAAGGUGGAACGGAAUAUCAAUAUCCUAACAUUUUCAACCUGAGAGAGGCAUUAAAGGUUGGCCCAAAAGGCCGGCGAAUGUGCCCAAACUUGCCACAGAUGCAGGCAUAUAACACUCUCGGACACAAACACACAACUCGUCCAUGCUGUAGUGCAGGACUGAGAGGAGAGCUGUAAAUUUCUUGGUCCACUGCUAUUGUGGGAUAAUUUCCCCUUUUGGGGGUGUAUGUGCAGAAAAUUGCCUGGUGGAGGUAGGAGCCCAGUCUUCCUUCCCGCCCUGGUAAGGUCAAGGACCCCUGGACGGUUAAGUCCAGUCGAAUUUGACUGUGGGGUGCAGCGCUCAUCUCCGUUUUCAGGCUGAGGGAGCCAGCAUUUGUCCACAGGCAGCUUUGUGUGUGCACCUUUUAUUUCCCCACUCUGUGCAACUUAGUCCUAGAUGGAUAGUUUCAACUUCCACAAGGUGAAAGAGAAGUUCUCCCAGUGCUGUGUGUGUUUGUGCGUUGUGACCGUCCUUUUUUAAUAAGCAGCCACACCUCCUCCUCUCCCAACAGGCCAGUGAUCCUAUCGUCGGCCUCCUGGACACCUCAACUGAGGAAGGGAAGAAGGUCCAGAGGAACGGAGGCAAGACCUUCCCGGCUGUCUUUCGGCGCAUCAGGGACAUCACAGAGGAACAGGAAGCGCCAGGAUCAUGACCGGGGAAUUUCCGGGGCCUGAGAAAAUUCACGUCGUCCCAACUCGUGUGUCGAAAGGGAGGUGUUGGGGGCAGGGAUUGCAUCAAGAGUGGGACAGACUCGAUGCCUCUGGUCACGCUGGGGUCAGCCUUCUAUUAACACAGCUGGGGAUUCCCCUUCUGGGGUAACUCGGCUGAACAGUUGAGUAAGGGAUUGCCUGCUUUGUUUGCUUCUUGUUUUGCCCGUAGAAGGACGGGGGUGCCUGGUCCCAGCUAUACUGGGGUAAGCAUCAGCCUCACGUAGCAGGAUGAGUGAUCUGGGAGGUGCUUCCCAAUCCAUUGAACCAUCAGUCACUUUCAUUUUGUGAAUGAAUAAUAAACAGGAAGAAAGAACUAUCAGGCGCUAUGAGUUGUCAGGUCCAGCCUAGCUGCUGAGCUUAGCCCGCAGUUGUGCUUUGGAGCUGCAGUCUUCCAUCUUCUUCCCCAGAUCAGUGCCAGGUGUGAACCCCUGGCUCUUAGGUGUGCGUGUGUGUUAGAGAGAGAGAGAGUCCUUCCACUAUGAGAACCUGUGCCUUUCUUAAAGCAGGCCAUAGAUGUAGCUGGACUGCAUCUCCCCAUACCCAUGCUAUGAAGAGAUCAGCUGGGCUAAGGCAACAUGCACCUAACCCCCAGUGCAGAGAGCCUAAGAUGGGGGAGAUUCUGAAACUGGUCAAUCACCUCUCUUUGAGUACUUCUUGCAAGAAUCAUUCCGUCACUAGUAGCCUGGAUUGUAGGGAAAUGACUGCAGUUGUUAGCCGUGUGCAGUAGGAUAGCUUCUGCACACUCAACUUCUGUAUCUUCCACCCAGGUGAGCAAGAAUAAUGACCAGAGUUCACUUUCCAGCCAGGCAAAGACACUUGAGGAGGUUGUGGAGCAAGGACUGGGGGGGCUGGGAGAGUCCCAUGAGCCAGACAGAGAGGUCCAGAGAGCAUUUGGCCACUGGGCCAAGUGGUUCCCCACGUCUGCUUUUAGCUUACAGGGAACAUGUCAUUGCAAAGAUGCUCCAUAUACCGUAUUUUUUGCACCGUAACACUCACUUUUUUCCUCCUAGAAAGUAAGGGGAAAUGUCUGUGCGUGUUAUGGAGGGAAUGCCUAUGGGUGGCAUGCCUACGGAUUUUCCUCCUCUAAAAACUACGUGCGUGUUAUGGUCGGGUGCAUGUUAUAGAGCGAAAAAUACGGUAUAUACACUUGGAUAUGCCUCUGCCAUGCAUUACAGUGGAACCUCAGGUUGCGAACGUGAUCCGUGCGGGAGGCACAUUCACAACCUGUGCAUGCGCGUGACGCGAUUUGAUGCUUAUGCGCAACGCGCGUUUUAGCGCUUCUGCGCAUGUGCGAGCACCAAAACCCGGAAGUAACUUGUGCCGGUACUUCCAGGUUUGGCGUGAUCUGUAACCCGAAAACACGCAACCCGCAGCAUUCACAACCCAAGGUAUGACUGUAAUAAUUUGCCCAAAGAGAAGUGUGACCUAUAAACUAGGCAAUAUUUUCCAUCGUUGAUUCAACUCUUACAAGUGAGGGGCAGGAUUCCCACCACUGGAAAUCAAAAGCAGCGCCCAUGGAUUUUGCAGGUUUGUUAAAGUACCAAAACCAUUUCAAGCCAGCACCCAUAAGGAAACUUGUUUUUGAGAGCAUCAAAACCCAGGAUGCUCAAGCUACCGUGGAAUUGGGAGAAUAUACAGGGGUGAAUCUUUUCCCGAGGUUCCUUUCUCUCAGUAAAGACAUCGUUUCCUAAGGUGCAUAAAAAGAUCGCUAGGUCUGGAACCUUUGCCACGCUGCGAUAAUGAGUCAUCGCCAAAGGGUAACGCAAGGUGGAUAGGCUGUGCACAUUCACAGAGCACUCCCCAAACUUCAGAGUUGUAUGAGCUAAGCCUGAGUCAUCCUUUUUUUUUACUUGCCUUGUAAGCGGAGCCGGAACAGCCUGUUGUUUCUGCCCCAAGGGUGGUCUGCCUACUUGACAGUAGGAGGGCUGCAGGUUGGGGAGGGAGGUGAACCGCCUUUCCUCGUUGCCAAGUACCUGGUGUGGCAAGCCGGGUAAUUCCUAGCGCACAAGGGAACUUGGAACAGGACACAUCCGGACUGGGAUUUGAUGUCGCCUCCUUCCCCCCCACCCAAUGCUCCAGACACGGGAGUGUGUCUCAUGCUGAUAAGAGGAACCAAGAUGAUGUCACCUGACUUGGGUUUUUAAGGAAAAACCCCUUCCCAGCCCCACAGCUGGAUUUGAUUGGAUGUUUGGGCUAUAGUCCACUGUUUAAAGCAGACACUGUCCUGCAGGGUUAUUUGGCCCAGCAAGCUGAAGCCAGCAUCCCAAGGAUUGUUUAGCGGGGUGACAUCUGUUUGGUCCCAUCGUUUUUUGUCUCCCGACAGAUGUCUCCUGUCGGCAGAGUGGGGGGCUCCUGAGGGGAGGAGGCAGGCAAGGCAGCCUUCCCCAUUCACAGAGGCUGGCUGUGUCAUCCAAACAUACUGGCUCAGAUGAGCUUCAUUAGGGGAAGGAGGGAUUCUUGGGGAAUUUGAAUUUCUGUGGAAUCUGAUGCUAGCAGAUUUUUCAGAAUGUCGUCGUCCUACACAUGUAGCCUUUCUCCAGAUUUUACAAUACCCUUUCUUAGCUUCCCUUGCCCCCCCCCCAAAGUACCAAAAUGCAUGAAAUAAAUUCUGCUGUUUAGAUAUGCAGAUUUUUGAGAUGAGAGUGCGUAAUUAAAAUAUGUAUUUAAAUUUCAAAACAAUGCUGUGUAGUUCUGUUUUUUUUUAGAAAGAAAGCACAGGUAAAUAUGGUACAGUGGUGCCCCGCAAGACGAAUGCCUCGCAAGACGGAAAACCCGCUAGACAAAAGGGUUUUCCGUUUUUGAGUUACUUCGCAGGACGAAUUUCCCUAUGGGCUUGCUUCGCAAGACGAAAAUGUCUUGCGAGUCUUGAGAUUUUUUUUCCGCUCCCCCCCCCUUUAUCUAAGCCGCUAAGCCGCUAAUAGCCUUUUAGCUGCUAAGCCGAUAAGCCGAUAAGCCUUUAAUAGCCGCUAAACCGCUAAUAGCGCUAAUCCGAUAAGCCGCUAAUAGGGUUGCUUCGCAAGACGAAAAAACCGCUAGACGAAGACUCUCGCAGAAGGGAUUAAUUUCGUCUUGCGAGGCACCACUGUAAUGGGAAAGAACAGACUCAGGUCCCAACUGCGCUAUAUAUUUAAAGCAGCAUGAUAUUGCUUUAAGCCGUCGUGGCUUCCCCAAAGAAUCUUGGGGACUUUAGUUUUCCAAGGGUGCUGAGAGUUGUUAGAAUUCCCAGAGUUCCCUGGGACAAUGGAUUGGCUAUUAAACCACUCUGGUAAUUGUAGUUCUGGGGGGGGGGGGGCAGGGGUCUCCUAGCAACUCUCGAACCACAGUUCCCAGGAUUUGGGAGCAGAAGCCACAAUGGUUUAAAGUGGUGUGACACAGCUUUAAAUGCAUAGUGCAAUUGGGGAAAAGAACGGAAUGCGUAUGAAUUUGUUGUGGUCUGGAAAUGGACUGAUCCUUCUGUCUUGAACUAGAAGGGGGAUGUGAGGCCAAGAGAAGUGGCUGCUACAUCAGGGCUAAAUGUACAUGUCUGGAAUAAUUUCAGUUUGCAAAGGGGUAGCCUCACCCACCUACCCCCACUACAAUCCUAUCCUUACUUGAUCCCAAUGGGAUUUAUUUCUGUGUAAAGGUAAAGGGACCCCUGACCAUUAGGUCCAGUCGUGACCGACUCUGGGGUUGUGGCGCUCAUCUCGCUUUAUUGGCCGAGGGAGCCGGCGUACAGCUUCCGGGUCAUGUGGCCAGCAUGAGUAAGCCGCUUCUGGCGAACAAGAGCAGCGCAUGGAAACGCCGUUUACCUUCCCGCCGGAGCGGUACCUAUUUAUCUAAUUAAUAAUAAUAAUAAUAAUUUAUUAUUUAUACCCCGCCCAUCUGGCUGGGCCUCCCCAGCCACUCUGGGCGGCUUCCAAAAAAAUAUUAAAAUAUUGUAAUACAUCAAACAUUAAAAGCUUCCCUAAAUAGGGCUGCCUUCAGAUGUCUUCUAAAACUCUGGUAGUAGUUGUUCUCUUUGACAUCUGGUGGGAGGGCGUUCCACAGGGAGGGUGCCACUACCGAGAAGGCCCUCUGCCUGGUUCCCUGUAACUUGGCCUCUCGCAGUGAGGGAGCUGCCAGAAGGCCCUCGGUGCUGGACCUCAGUGUCCGGGCUGAACGAUGGGGCUAGAGACGCUCCUUCAGAUAUACUGGACCGAGGCCAUUUAGGGCUUUAAAGGUCAGCACCAACACUUUGAAUUGUGCUCGGAAACGUACUAGGAGCCAAUGUAGAUCUUUCAAGACCGGUGUUAUAUGGUCUCGGCGGCCGCUCCCAGUCACCAGUCUAAUUGCACUUUGACGUGCUUUCGAACUGCUAGGUUGGCAGGAGCAGGGACCGAGCAACGGGAGCUCACCCCGUCAUGGGGAUUCGAACCGCCAACCUUCUGAUCGGCAAGUCCUAGGUUCUGUGGUUUAACCCACAGCGCCACCCGCAUCCCUAUUUCUGUGUAGACAGGCCCUUAUAGGAUGCCAGUGCUUCAAGAUGAAGGAAUCCCUGGCGUUGCCCCUAACAUAGAACGUGGGUCCGUUUAGUGUCUGUGGCUAUGAUUUACUCACUUAAAACUUUUACAUUCUGCCUUUCCAUUGAAAAACAAGAGAUCCACAAGGUGAUGGACAAAUAUUAAAACCCAAUAGGAUGUGACUAAGGACUCAACUAGAUCUCGCAAUAAUCGUCCGACUUGACAUUUGUGUGGUUAGUUUAUCUCCAGCCAUGGGGGAAGCCCCUUCAGAUGCAGGAACGUUCUGUGGGGGAGAGGGAAGAUAUUUAACCCUUUGCCUUUGCUGCGGCCCUGAUCCAGAUCAGCUAGCACAUCAGAAAAGCGAAAGGUGUCAAGGCUCUUUACUUCAGACCAGAGCAGGCAGCCCAAACCAGCAAGUCUAUGAGGAAUUAACGGCUACUUUCAUUUUAGCUCAGUCUUCCAAUGACAUGGACUCUCAUCCUAUUGUCUACACCCCUGGGAUCAAUGGGGUUUGCUUCCCAAGAAGUAAAAAUAGGAUUGUAGCUUUUCUUCAUGGCGAUUGAUUGAUUGAUUUGUUGUAGCCAGAGUAUCCUGACCUAAGUUCUUGUUGUGGUGAUAAACCUGUUUCUGAGUUGAACUACAUCAGACUACAUACAGGUGCUCACAUGAAUGAAAGGCCCUCAGUAUUCAGUCUGGGCUUGGGAGGAAAAAAUGUAUAUAAAGGCAAAGCAAUUUGGAAAGGAAACAGCUGAUUUCUAUAGAAGAGAGGCAGACACAUAAUCCCACUGCACACACAGAAAGCUAGUAUGUUAAGAGAAAGUGGUUCGCUGUAGCCUAGGACUAGAUUAACUUUCCGUGCAGAGGGAAAUUUUUGUGUGGAGAAGCAUUUGUGAAGCUUGAUCUGAAGUAAUGUAGCUCAGAUACACAGUGAAAACAAGCCAUAAUAUUACGAGCUGCAAGGAAACCCCAAAGAUCAAUGAAAACGCCUCUCCUGUGGGGGUGAGGGAAUAUUUUAACAUCAUUUUAAACUGAUCUUUGCAAUGGCCAGUGGUUAUGCAAUGCACUGAAGGGCUGUUUUGAUUAAAUAGACCUACCAAUGAAUUGUUAAUAUAUUCCAGUUAAUAAAUAAGGCUUUGGCCAAAGCAGGUAUCUGACCAGCAUCCCAUGGGAUAGACAACAAUUCAGUUACAAACGGCCAUUGAAAUUAUUCUUCCCUGGCUAAUAUUAUAUGCAUGUACUGAUUUCCCCCUUCAUUGUCAUGUCAUGCAAUUGUGUGACCCCAAGACUGUGGAAAUUAA